This is a messenger RNA of Neospora caninum, 642 nucleotides long. RefSeq lists its product as hypothetical. The coding region runs from base 1 to 642 and encodes 213 amino acids. Gene Ontology annotation, molecular function: zinc ion binding; nucleic acid binding. The transcript is spliced from 6 exons. Lineage: Eukaryota; Apicomplexa; Conoidasida; Eucoccidiorida; Sarcocystidae. Gene Ontology annotation, cellular component: U2 snRNP; nucleus; catalytic step 2 spliceosome. The record is from RefSeq and is a predicted model, not a curated record. Gene Ontology annotation, biological process: spliceosomal complex assembly.
AUGUCGGGCAUCGACUACCAGAACCGCGUUGGGCACAAGACGGGUAGUGGUGCCCCCGCCACGUCCCAAGAAUGGAACUUAGAGAGAAAGGAGCGCCUGAGGCGGUUGGCUCUGGAGACAAUCGACCUCAACAAAGAUCCUUACUUUAUGAAAAAUCACCUGGGUCACUUUGAGUGCCGACUCUGUUUGACGCUUCACGUGAACGAGGGGAGCUACUUGGCACACACGCAAGGCCGGAAGCAUCAGACCAACCUCGCGAGGAGAAAGGAAAAGGAAAAGGCAGAAAGCGCGGUUGCCCCGGCACCUGCGAAGAAAGCACUGCUCUUCGAGAUCGACUACCCAGAAAUCAACGAAGGCGCAAAACCCUACCACAGAUUUAUGUCUUCCUUUGAGCAACGCGUCGAAUCUCCUCCGGACACAAAAUACCAGUUUCUCCUCUUCGCUGCCGACCCAUACGAAACCAUCGCUUUCAAAAUCCCGAACAUGGAGGUCGAUCGCAGUGAAGGCAAGUUCUACAGCAACUGGGAUCCGGAGAAGAAGGUCUACACGAUUCAGUUGUUCUUCGCGCGGAGAUCUGUGAAGGCGUUGCCAGCGCUGCCUCAGCGACCGACGUCUUUCCUUCCGGUUACGGCCCGUUGGUGA